Mesorhabditis belari is the source of this 591-nucleotide messenger RNA. NCBI's taxonomy places the organism in Eukaryota, Metazoa, Nematoda, Chromadorea, Rhabditida, Rhabditidae. The record is from the annotation of a GenBank genome assembly.
AUGAUACGACUUAUAAAACGACAAAAGGCUGGGCUUUUCUACGGAAUUCAACCCUCAUACAAGUUCACUUACGAUGACAUCUCUACCGCGAGUCUUCACACUGAUCAACCAAUACUCAAGGGAGCUGCUCAAAAAGCUGCUUAUGAUUUCGUCAAAGUAGCGAUCACUAAAGUUGUCACAAAUCAAAAGCUGGCCCUGGCCUAUUUACCGGAGAUCACCUUUUUCGGAUUGGAUAGACCGAUGAUACUGAAGAAGAUUGUGAAAACCCUUAACGUAACCACCACCACCGUUAACCCGGCCGCUGCCACCACCACUGGUCCUUCAACAGUUGCACCCGUCACAGAGGGCUGCUCAGCAAAUCCAAAUCUCGAUGUGAAAGAAUUCAUUGUGAGUACGUCCGGUUUCGUGACUCGACCCUGUCACGCAGUUGACUCAUCCCAAACGAGCUUUGCCACUUGGCCUCUAUUUGUGCAAGUCAACUUUGAGCUGAAAUCUUCGGUGAAGACAGCGACUAUGAAAUCAAUUAUCAGUCAAUUCAAAGCCGAACUUGGACCAAUGAUGCAACUCAUCAAACCGAUGGCUGAGUUCUAC